This is a messenger RNA of Cinclus cinclus, 4754 nucleotides long. RefSeq names its product terminal uridylyl transferase 7 (gene TUT7). Gene Ontology annotation, molecular function: zinc ion binding; RNA uridylyltransferase activity; nucleic acid binding. The record is from RefSeq and is a predicted model, not a curated record. Lineage: Eukaryota; Metazoa; Chordata; Aves; Passeriformes; Cinclidae. The transcript has 29 exons. Bases 65 to 4687 code for a protein of 1540 amino acids.
CCCGGGCGGCGGGCGGGCCGGCGGUAGCGGCUGGUGGGAAUCACUAAAUUGAACAGCAAUAACCAUGGGAGAUGCUGCAAAACCUUGCUUUGCUAAAAAAAAAAAAACCCAGGAAAUUUUGCAUCAAGAAGAAUUGAAAGGAAGUCCCCUACAGAAAGACUACCAAGGCAUGGAUGAAUAUGGAAUUAGCUAUAGCAAUAAAAUCGAUACCAGCCUGCAAAAGAAAAAGGGAGCUUUAGGUCAUUAUGGAAGCAGUCCCAGGCGAGGGCCACGAAGUGUUUUGAGUAGCCCAAAUUCACUUAAAAAGACAACUUACAGUCAAGGGUCGACGUUAAAUGAUAUCCAAAGAGACCAAACGACGUGGGUAUCUGAUGACCACCAUGGUACUUCUGACACAUGGAAAGAGUAUCGUUCUGCUGCCUGGGUUCCUGGGCAUGGCAGGACAAGAAAGGACUCUUCUCACGAGGUGGAAGGUGCUGGAAACAGAAAUGGAAGAAGACAACUUCAGGAAGAUUUAAUGAGCAAAGAUGUGCCAGACAUGCAGAAAGGAAGUUCUGAAAUGAAGAAGCUUAGAAAACCAAGAAGACCAAGAAGAGCUAGAAAAGAUGAGUAUGAUCAUGAUGAAGUGGAAAGUCCGGUAAUAGAUGAAUCUAUGCUGUCAGCAAAAGAACUUCUGGGGCUGCAGCAAGCUGAAGAACGAUUGAAGCGAGACUACAUUUGUAGACUGAAGAAGCAACCUCGAAGUUACCCGUCAGCAAAAUACACCUGCAGAUUGUGUGAUGUUUUGAUUGAGUCGGUGGCUUUUGCUCAUAAGCAUAUUAAAGAAAAAAGACACAAGAAAAGCUUGAAGGAAAAACAAGAAGAACAGUUGCUGACUGCUCUUCCUCCUCCAACGCCUUCUCAGAUACAAGCUAUUGGUGUUGCUAUUGAAAAUGUUGUGCAGCAGUUUGGCUUAAAUAAUGAAGAUCUAGAAGAAAGGCUUAACAUUAAAACAAUGAUGGAAAACUUGCUGCGUCAAAAAUUGCCAGAGUGCUCAUUAAGAUUGUAUGGCUCCUCCUACAGCAGAUUUGGUUUCAAGACUUCAGACAUAAACAUAGAUACCCAGUUUCCUGCCAAUAUGACUCAACCAGAUGUUCUUUUGCUUGUGCAAGAAAGUCUCCAGAACAGUGAAUCUUUUACGGAAGUUGGUGCAGAUUUCCAUGCUAGAAUACCAGUGGUGGUGUGCAGAGAAAAGCAAAGUGGCCUUAUUUGUAAAGUGAGUGCGGGGAAUGAGAAUGCUUGUCUGACAACAAACCAUUUGGCUACACUUGGAAAGCUGGAACCUACUAUUGUACCUUUAGUGAUUGCCUUCAGGUAUUGGGCAAAGUUGUGCUGUGUUGAUCGUCCGGAAGAGGGAGGCUUGUCACCUUAUGUGUUCGCUUUAAUGGUUAUUUUCUUUCUACAACAGAGGAAAGAGCCUUUUCUGCCUGUCUACUUGGGAUCAUGGAUUGGAGGAUUCUCAUUAAACAAAUUAACUAAUUUUCAUCUGAGAGAAGUCAAGAACAAUGCUGUGAUUUGGGAGCAUAACCCCAUUGAUGAUUCUGAUUUACCACAAGAAACUUCCCCUAGAAGGGGCAAGGUUCCGUUAGUGUUUGAUUUAGGUCAGCAGUGUUCAGCACCUGUUGGUCAGCUCUGGCUUGAACUGCUUCGUUUCUAUGCUUUGGAGUUCAGUAUGGCUGAUUUGGUUAUUACCAUACGACUCAAGGAACCAGUGUCUCGUGAAUUAAAGGACUGGCCUAAAAAGCGCAUUGCUGUGGAAGACCCAUAUUCAGUCAAAAGGAAUGUGGCAAGAACUCUGAACAGCCAGCUAGUGUAUGAGUAUAUUCUUCACUGUCUGAGAGCAACUUAUAAGUAUUUUGCCUUGCCUCACAAAAGAAGUGCAAAAUGGAGCAAAAUGCCCACUUCAAAUGAAAGUGAGGAGAAAUCCCAGAUGCUGGACCAUGAAAAAGAUGCUAUAAAGCAUGAAGAUUCUGAUUUGCAAAACUUGGAUGCUAGAAACACAGCCACAGUAGAAGAUUGCAUAAUAGAGAAUACAUGUAUGCCCAAGGAACAUAAAAUUGGUCCUUCAAAACUGUGUGAUGCCUCAGAAAGUUUCACAGAAGAAUUGGCUGAUGAUAUAAGUCAUCUGGGAAUUACCCAUGAAGACUCAGACUGUAUAAUUGAGGAAAUUAUUUCUGGAGAUAAUGAGGAUUUUAAACCUAGCUGUGAAGAGACAGAGAGUGAAAAUGAAGAUGAGGAAGAGGAGGAAGAGGAAGAACAUGAACAACAAAAAAGACAAUGGAAUAGUAUUUUGGCUGCUGAGCAGGCUAUUGAUGAAGACAGUGACAGUGGAGAGCUCCCUGCUAUGGUGAAUGAGCACAACAUAGAGACAUGUAGUACUUCAGACUUCGAAGGUUUUCAACACACUGCACUUACAGAGAGUGAUGAGUUUGGCUUGGAGUGUCAUGGUAUAACAGAUAACAAGAUUGACAUUGAUGAGGAUAGUAGUACUGAAGAUACUGAUGAACUGGAUGAAUCCCCACAAAAAUUCCUACGUUCAGCACAGAGUCAGGUAUCCCAAAUGAUUAACACAGAUGAUGAGGAGGAAGAAGAGGAAGCACCAAGUCUUCUAAAUCAGAGAGAAUGCAGUGUUACCAUUAGACCUGGAGGUGAACUAGAUAACACGUGUACUGGAUCUGGAGAUGAUGAUGCACUGUCAGAGGAAGAUGAUGAUUUUUCCAUCCCCAGUAAAUAUGAAAACAAACAUUUCAAAGAAAUUGUAGAUGCACCUGUGAGGAUCAGUUUGAGUCAAGAAUAUCUUACUGGGAAGGGAAGCCACUCUGAAGAUACUGCAGCAGUUGAACAGAGCUUAGAAUCUGAACUUUUUUAUCAGUUCAGUAAACAAGCAUUUACAAAGGGCAAGUCUCCUACAGUAGUGUGUAGCUUGUGCAAACGGGAAGGUCAUUUAAAGAAUGAUUGUCCAGAAGACUUCAAGAAAAUUGAACUUGAACCACUGCCACCCCUGCCACCCAAGUUUUCAAUUAUUCUAGAUCAAGUUUGUGUCCAGUGUUACUAUGAUUUUGCUCCAAAUAUAGUAGAAGAUUACGCUCGGGAACAUAUAAGACAAAGCUUGGAAAUCUUCAUUAGACAGGAUUUCCCAGGAACCAAGCUGGAUUUGUUUGGCUCCUCAAAAAAUGGCUUUGGCUUCAAGCAAAGUGAUCUUGAUAUCUGUAUGACAAUAGAUGGUCUGGAAACUGCUGAGGGACUUGAUUGCAUCAGAAUCAUUGAAGAUUUAGCGAAAGUUCUCAAGAAACAGUCAGGUUUAAGAAAUGUCUUGCCUAUAACAACUGCUAAAGUCCCAAUUGUCAAAUUUUUCCAUGUCAGAAGUGGUCUUGAAGUAGACAUCAGUUUAUAUAAUACUCUGGCCUUGCAUAACACUAGACUUCUGUCAUCAUACGCAGCUAUUGAUCCUAGGGUAAAAUAUCUGUGUUACACAAUGAAAGUCUUUACAAAGAUAUGUGACAUUGGAGAUGCAUCUCGAGGUAGCCUGUCAUCUUAUGCAUAUACUCUUAUGGUGCUUUAUUUUCUUCAACAGAGAAAUCCACCAGUCAUCCCUGUACUUCAAGAGAUCUACAAAGAACCAAAAAAGCCUGAAAUUUUGGUUGAUGGCUGGAAUGUAUAUUUCUUUGAUAAGAUAGAGGAGUUGUCAGUUGUUUGGCCAGACUAUGGGAAAAACACUGAAUCUGCUGGGCAGCUGUGGCUGGGACUUCUCCGAUUCUACACGGAAGAAUUUGAUUUUAAAGAGCAUGUCAUCUGCAUCAGGAGAAAAAAUCUGCUUACAACUUUCAAGAAGCAGUGGACCUCCAAAUAUAUUGUAAUUGAAGAUCCCUUUGAUUUGAACCACAAUCUUGGAGCUGGAUUGUCAAGAAAAAUGACAAAUUUUAUAAUGAAGGCUUUUAUCAAUGGCAGAAGGGUAUUUGGUACCCCCAUAAAAAUAUUUCCUAAAGAAUACCCAUCAAAAAUGGAGUACUUUUUUGAUCCUGAGGUACUAACGGAAGGAGAAUUGGCACCAAAUGACAGAUGCUGCAGAACUUGUGGUAAAAUUGGCCAUUUCAUGAAAGAUUGUCCCAUGAGACGAAAACUAAGACGGCAUCGUGAUUAUGAAGGUACACAAAAGUAUGGAGAAAUCAAGGAGAAGAGAAGCAAAGAGGACAAAGAAAUACAGAAUAAACCAACAGAAAAGGAGAACUUAAUCAAGGAGGGAAAGUCACACCUAUGUACACCUCAGAAGAGGAAACUAGCAAGGGUAAUAGUGGAAACUGGAAGAGAGAAGGCUCCCAGGCAAUCUGCAGAGAAAUGGAAGCACCUGGAAGACAGAGACAUAAGAGAAAAACGUUGUUUUAUCUGUGGGAGAGAAGGUCAUAUUAAAAAGGAAUGCCCACAGUAUAAAGGAGUUGCAGAUGGCUCAAAACCAGAAAUGUUGGGUGGAUCCCCUUCUUUACCCACUGCUGUCAAACAUCCUGGUAGAUCAAAUCAGGGAGUGCUUAUGCAUGAAGAAAAAAAGAAAAAAAAAGGAAAAGUAUUUUUGAGUCCCCAGUCAGGCAGCCUUUCCAAUAAAUACAUGACUCAGGGAAAAGCCUCACAGAAGAGGACCCAGCAAGAAUCAUGAGGGAUAUUAAGCACUGAUAAAUUGCAACACAGAUCCACUUAAAAGAAACGUCUUUGGCUAAAGCAUC